GUUGAUGUUGAUUACUAUGGAACGUUAUUUGAAGCUUUCUCAAGUAGACUUCAGUACUAUACAACGUUAAAUCUGAUGGAUAUUAUACAGAUUUAUAAGAGCCAGAGAGCGCAGACACUUCAAAUUCAGUAUGUCAGUCACAGCAGCUGCACCACAUCAAAACCCCCGGUUCCCUUCGCAACAACUAGCCGUCCCAUCCCCUCGUCAAAGUCGACUUUGUCUCCACCAACAGCAUCACCGGUUUCAAUCUCAUAUACAACCCUUUCCGUCUCAAACUCAGGACCAAAUUGCAUCUCACACGGGGGCAUGAACAGCAGACUUGGCCCACAAAGUCGCACCUUUCUUCUAAAUACAAACAACCCGCGCCCCGACGACCCCAGGCAUAUCUGUGUGCAUCCCCCUAAAUCUUGUGUUACGGUCGGAACGACCGGAGAGAGUCGGAGAAGCCGAUACGGGAAACUGGGUGGAUAUUUCCCACCCUCGUCGUUAUCUAGCGGAACAAGCAUCGACAGAGAAAUCCCGCCCGAUUUGCCUCUGGCAGCGAUUGUAAGGGAAGGUGUUUCCUGUGAUGGUGCAUAUACUGGAGCAUCUGCACCAGACCAACCUCGAGAAACACAAGUUGUAAAGGCGACAGGUGAGCUGAUGUACUCAUAAAACAUGAAUACUUUGGUAUGCGCCACCACAGUUCGUCCUUUGGCAGGUACGUCAGGCACAGGGAACACGCUAAUGCAUGCCUCCCACGUUACAAGUAUGUGGUCUGAGAAAUGGACAAAGUCUAGGAGGGCACCAAACUGAAAAGUCACAUUGGCCCAUCAUCUGAAGUUGCACUUGGAAAACUCACCAGAUCGGAUAUACGCGGGAGAAGGGCAGUACCUUUUG
Suillus subaureus is the source of this 879-nucleotide messenger RNA. RefSeq lists its product as uncharacterized. The record is from RefSeq and is a predicted model, not a curated record. The transcript has a single exon. NCBI's taxonomy places the organism in Eukaryota, Fungi, Basidiomycota, Agaricomycetes, Boletales, Suillaceae. The coding region runs from base 76 to 654 and encodes 192 amino acids.